Messenger RNA from Calidris pugnax (ruff), 1339 nucleotides. RefSeq names its product family with sequence similarity 3 member D (gene FAM3D). Lineage: Eukaryota; Metazoa; Chordata; Aves; Charadriiformes; Scolopacidae. The transcript is spliced from 11 exons. Bases 330 to 1004 code for a protein of 224 amino acids. The record is from RefSeq and is a predicted model, not a curated record.
ACGCCAGGGUGCCCAGCCCUGUGCCAGGCGGUGAGAUAAGUCUCGGGGAGGUGCCGUGAGUCAAGGAAGGCCGUGCUGGGCUGUGCAGCCACACCGCCACGCUGCAGGGCACAUGUGCCCCAGCUCCCUGGGAUGCCCCGGCACCCACGCAGCCUGCCGAGAGCGACAGCACACCCGGGACGCUGAGCGGUCUCACAGACUACAAUUUGCCUUAGGACUCCAGGCUGGUUUCCAGGACGGACAUUUACCAGGCUGCAUCCCCAAAUUUUAAAGGGUGAUUCGUGACUGUUGGCCACCCACUCGGUUGUGCUCUCUCCCCCCUCCCCAUCAUGCGAGUGGCAGGCGUGAUCCGGUCGGUGGUACUGCUCCUCAUGCUGCUGGGCACGUGGUUCGUCAUGCAGACAUAUUUUGAUCACAGGUGGAAAGUCAUCAACCCGCGGAGCUGGCUCGGUGUCAACAAGCCCAAAACCACGCAGCUACCCCGGCACAAGUGCGGGAACCAGAGGAGCUGCCCCCAGAACUAUUUUGCCUUCAAGAUCACCAGCGGCGCCGCAAACGUGGUGGGACCCUCCAUCUGCUUCGACGACACAAUCAUCAUGAGCAGUGUGAAAAACAACAUUGGCAGAGGCCUGAACAUCGUGCUGGUGAAUGGAACAAACGGGAAGCUCCUGAAAACGGGCAUAUUCGACAUGUACUCCGGAGACAUUAACAAACUGGAUGCCUUCCUCCAAGAGAUCAAAGUUGGCACCAUCGUGCUGGUAUCCAGCUAUGAUGACCCUGCCACAAAGAUGAAUGCCAAAGUACAGGCACAUUUUGAAGCGCUGGGCAGCAGCCACGUGAGGAAGCUGGGCUUCCGGGACAACUGGGUCUUCUUGGGAGCCAAAGGGAUGAAGAACAAGAGCCCCUUUGAAGAGUACAUCAAAAACGAUAGGAAAACAAAUAAAUAUGAUGGCUGGCCUGAGAUGCUGGAGAUGGAGGGCUGUACCCCCAGGAAGAUGGAUUAGCAUCAAGCCCCAGCCUGCCAUGAAGGGAAGCUGCCACCAGUCUCACAGAGACACCAGCCCCGUCACACCGACCCCAGGUCCCACCACCACAUGGUCACACAGCCCAACACACCUGCCUGCUCCCAGGGACUGGCUAUUUCAGAGCAGGGGCUGCGCAGGACUUGGAGAAGAGCUGUACAAGUGCCUGCAGAGCCUGAGCGAAUGCCCAGCCAGAUUUCAGACAAGCUGUCCUCAUCUAUGGGUCAAUCUGGAGCAUUCAAUUUUUCUGUCUUUAAACAAAAAAACUUUGUAUGAAGGUUUUUCACAUUUCUUAAAUAAGAUAUCUAAUUAUAAAA